This is a messenger RNA of Aureobasidium melanogenum CBS 110374, 780 nucleotides long. RefSeq lists its product as uncharacterized. The record is from RefSeq and is a predicted model, not a curated record. The transcript has a single exon. Lineage: Eukaryota; Fungi; Ascomycota; Dothideomycetes; Dothideales; Saccotheciaceae. The coding region runs from base 1 to 780 and encodes 259 amino acids.
AUGCCUCACCACGGAAAACACCACGGCGGUCACAGAGACUAUAGAUCUCGCGACAGCGAACGCCGCUCGAGAUACCAUCAUGGAGAAAGCGAUCGCAGCCAUGGAGGAAGUGACCGCAGCCACUCGCUUUCAGAGUACAGCAUCUGGGUUGCCAACCCCGUCUCCUAUUUAGCUCAAACCCCCGAGCAGGACCCCAGAAGUCCCCACAUACAGCUCAAGCUCACCGACGGCACAAACAGCCCUGAAGCUGAUAUCAACGUAAAGUCGACCAGCCAGGACAGCCGCCUCGUCUACUGGGUCAACAACAACUUCCAGCACCCCAUUACCUCUCAAAUUGAAUCUCUGCCUCUGGGUCAGACGGUCCUUAAGCCUACCAAUGGCCAACCCUCACAAUACGCCCUCGACUUCUUACGCACCACACCCGCCCUCCUGGACUUGAGUGCCGGCACCAUCCUGCCCGCUUCAGGCAACAACACCAUCGAAGACAAACUCGAACCCAUCCUGACUUCAGCCAUCAACCAGAACGCCAAAGUCUAUCUCUGGGGCCAGGGCUACAAUGACUCCAACGGCGAGUCUGGCAUCCACGAUAUCCACAUGAACCAGGGCAACACUGGAAACUUCUCCAAUGACGUGUACAGUGAUGGCAGUUUCAUGGUGCAGUUUGAAGAUCAUUGGGAGGCUGUGUUCCUGGCGUUUGCGGAUCAGGAAGUGCCUACUGAUAAUCAGACUGGUGAUCCGACUGCUGAUGCUGAGCCUUUUGAUGAGACUUUGUCGUCCUAG